Mizuhopecten yessoensis (Yesso scallop) is the source of this 2900-nucleotide messenger RNA. RefSeq lists its product as uncharacterized. NCBI's taxonomy places the organism in Eukaryota, Metazoa, Mollusca, Bivalvia, Pectinida, Pectinidae. The record is from RefSeq and is a predicted model, not a curated record. The annotation marks the transcript as partial. The transcript is spliced from 7 exons.
AUGAUUUGUUAAUUUGCAUGCACUGUAUGAAUGUUAUUUUGAUAACAUUGUACCCAUAUGAUUCGAUGAUUGUCGUGAAGUGAUGCUAUAUAUGAAUUUAAUACAUUUGCUGCUCUAUUACCUGACCUGGAACGCAUUCGAAACCAUAGCGAGACAAUACAAUACUGUGGUAUAACUGUAUAUAUAUUGUGUACAUAGUUUAAGCGUCUGCAAAACCAGCUGUUCUUAUUUACAAAUGUCCAGGUGACGAGAAAGUUCGCAAUCGUGUAUCAGUAUCAGCACCAAGCUGUCGUUGUUGCUCUAUCAUAAGGGCCAAUAUGAGUUAUCUGCCAGGCACAAAUUGUAUACUUGCUAAAGUUCUCUUCGGGUGUCGUAUUGGAGACUGACUUGAACCGCAGAACUCACUCUCAGUAUACUCGUCCGCCAGCUAACGGACUUACUGGUUGCACUACCGAUCGUGGGAUCGUCCGACAGAUUACACGACUAAUCGCAAGGCAGCAGGACCAGUAGCACGACCAAUCGUGCUACUGCUAGCACGACCGGCCGUACGACCAAGUAAGACCUGUCUGCGACCUCUUACGUUUUGGAAUCUCAGGAAGGAAGUUUUAAACAAGACCAUUCACCUUCUGCGACUGAUUGUGAUCAUUCGCACACACACAACCUUUGCGACUAGUCGCACGAUCUUUCAACAAUUAGCCCGCAGUUGCAGUCAGGUCGUAUCCUGGUUGCAGGCCCGGUGUAAAUGGGGUUUUACGAUGACCUACCACCGAUCUAAGGACAAACAUUUCCGAUUGAUCCUACCUCCACUAAUUGCCACUAGUCGAACGAUCGUGAAAUCGUACGAUACGGUGUGACUGACGCCUCCUGCGGUAAAACAUUGCAUCUUAUUUUGUCGUAAGAUGAGGUUAAUUGUUAUUGAUGGAAACUGUCUAUAGUUUCUCAAAAACAUGAGUUCUAUUGUUAAACAAACACACACAAAUGAAUCAUAAAUAUAUCACUAAUAUUUUCGUCUGUAUUUUGCCCUUUGGCAGACGGCCUUAGCAAAAUACAUGAAAUAACAGAGUAAUCAAAAGGAGAUUGAAGAACUAACCCAUCUUAAUUUUACAAAACCUACGCAUCUAUUAGUUGUUUUAUGUGUGCUUAUAUGUCUAGGCCCGGCGUUUCCGCACCUUUACUAAUUCAGAAAGCGGGUUGAUGAUCCUAAACAAUCCCAUACUGGCGAGAUACAUGUUACUUACAGGAACUACAACGGAAACGUAGAAUGAUAAUUAUUUCUACUCACUAUUGUUAAAUGUUGUUUUCGUAAAGAUUCAAGAUAUUGUAAUGUUUAGUUAACUGUUGCUCAUUUAACUUUUCCUCCGUUUACAUAAGGGCUUCUAUCACAAUUAACAAAUUUAAUAACUACAAUUCUAUACAGACAGACAGUCAGAGAAUGGCACAAGGAUAUGAACAGUAGGCAAGAGCUUCACGGAUACACUCAGAUUCAUUCUUGCCAAGGAGUAAAUCCAGUGUUACAGUUAAGCAAACAUGAAUCGUCUGUGUCUGCUUGAAAAAUAACUGUAAUGGUUAAAAUGUCGUUUUUUUAUGUGACAGAGAAGUUGAUGUGUCGUUUUAGUGGAAAAGAAUCGAGCGAUAUAAUUAUGUAUUUCUUGAUAAUAUGUCCUAAUUUGUAAAGAGUAGAGACCUAUCAUUUGACCAAGGUGUUAACACUGUAGACAUUAAUGAUUAUAUUGUGUUUUCAAACUUAGAUGAUAAUGAACUGCAUAGUUUCCUUCCUGGUGAUCGAAGCGUCAUUCGUCUUAAUGGUGAUAUCUGGGAAUGUUUGAUGAUAUUAUAAAAACACAUCAAGAACGUUGAAAACAAUGUUCAAUGAAAUGAAUGACUUUUUAAAUGCCAUAUGAAUAAUGACAAAGACAAUUCAAGAAUUGCAAGAAAUAGUGUAAAUAAUAACUGCAAUACUGUACACGGAACUAAUUCAAUAAUUUUGAAUGAAAUAAUUUGUGAAAUAAUAUUGAUAACAUUGAAUAUUUAGUACGCACCAAUGAACAAAGACUGAUUAAAUAUCAUCAAUCAAAUAAAUAUUGAUUUAUGUGUCAUCAGAAGGAGGAACUAUUAUGUAAUACUCCGAUUCCCUUCUCAUCGGGCGGUAUCAUCUGUAGAUAUACAUAUUUCUCGGAGUAUGACGCAGAAUUACGGGAGGGUUUUUACUUUUUCUAAUCGCUAAUCUAACGUUUUGUUCUUGUAAGCAUCCCCCGCAUACCUACAAAUUGUAAACACAAUCUAAUAAAGAAAAAUAGAUACUGGAAUUUAUUAAUACCCGCACGUUACCAUUACCAUUUUGGAAUUAAGAAAAUCACAAAAAAAAUACCAAACCAAAAAUUUGACUUUAAUCCAUGAAGUGCUAUUUUUAUACACAAAUACAUGUAUGUGCAGAUAUUAGUAUGUACACGAUUUCGUGUGUAAUGGAAUUUUCCUUCUACAAUAUUUGAAAUAUUUUUGACAUCUUAAAUCAGUUGUUGUUGAGGCGAUAAAAAAGAUGAGACGGUGUUCACUACAAGAAUCAGAUGAGAAAUAUGAGGCCCCAAACAGACAUUUUUUAACUCCAGAAUCAGAUAACAAAGAUGAGGCGACAAAAACAAACAGACAUUUUUUAUCAACUCCAGAUUCUGCAAAUUCUGAUGACAAAUGGGAUGACACAAACAUGCAAGAUAGAAGUCACUUUACCCCAGAUCCUGAUGACAAUGAUGAUGACACAAACUCGCAAGGAACACGUCCUUUAACUCUUGGGUCCGAAGACAAAAGAAAUGACAUAAAUACAGAAGGAUUUUUUUUAUCAAAGACAGAUCCUGGUGACAGCAGUGAUGAUGCAACCUCGCAAGGACACUGUCAUUCAACAACAG